AUGAUCUGUUGCAGUAGCAAAAAGAAUAAAUAGCAAACUUUAGAAAUAACUAAAAAGAGAAACAAAAUACUAUCUGUAUUAGAUUUUUUAUUUUAUUUUUCUAGGAUUUUAUAGAAGAAAUAAACAACGAAGCUAUGACUCUAUAUUAAUCACCAAACUGUCAACAUCUUUCUAUUAUGUUUUAAUAUUCAGGAGAACCCGCAACAAUGAAGUAUUAUUAAGUUUCAAUAAUUUAUUUAGAUCAAGUUCUAAUACUAAAUUUCCUAAAUCAGUUGAACGAUUAGCUAGUCCAAUUCCACACAUUACUCCAAGAAAAACUUCCUUUAAUAUCUUUAAAUGUGCAAAGACAAACCAGAAUACAAAGUAUUUAUCAACAAAAAGAGGUUUUACAUUAUUAGUAACAAAAACAAACUUAUGA
Paramecium pentaurelia is the source of this 418-nucleotide messenger RNA. The record is from the annotation of a GenBank genome assembly. Lineage: Eukaryota; Ciliophora; Oligohymenophorea; Peniculida; Parameciidae.